UCCCCUCUUCCUGUGAGACGGUUGGUGCCUUAGCAACUAAACCUAGCAACUAGGGAAUCCUCGAGUGUUGCGGAACUCGGCUGAGGGGCCUUGGAAACCUUGCGCUCGCAACGAGCAGUUUCCAGCCUCCUGGGCAAGGGAACAGUAUCCUCCCUUGCCUGGGAUUCUGGAACCAUUUCAUUCUGGUGAAAGUAAGAGGCAGCUUGGGACCAGCAGCCUUUCGCGGAGAAAAUCUGACAUGCCCAUCCUAUGUGACAGGCCGCGCCUUGUGGCAUGUGGGAUCUUAGUUCCCCAACCAGGGAUCAGGGAUUGAAAGCGAGCCCCCUGCCUUGGGAGCAUGGAGUCUUAACCACUGACUGCCAGAUUGCUGAAGCUAAAAGAGAUGUUUAAUUCUAAGUUUGGAUCCGUUCCCAAGUUUUAUGUUCGAGCACCAGGAAGAGUCAAUAUCAUAGUUUUUCACCAUUGGGAACGAUGUUGGCUGUCGGUUUGUCAUAUAUGGCCUUUAUUAUGUUGGGGAGAGCAUAUAGAUUACUGUGGAUAUUCUGUUCUUCCUAUGGCUGUAGAACAAGAUAUGUUAAUAGCUGUGGAACCUGUGAAAACACACGUUCUCCAGCUGGCCAAUACCAAUCCUUUGUACCCGGACUUCAGUACUAGUGCUAAUAACAUCCAGAUUGACAAAACCAAGCCUCUGUGGCACAACUAUUUCUUAUGUGGAUUUAAAGGAAUUCAGGAACACUUUGGUCUUAGUGACGUGACUGGAAUGAAUUGCUUGGUAGAUGGAAACAUCCCACCGAGUUCUGGCCUCUCCAGCUCCAGUGCUUUGGUCUGUUGCGCUGGCUUGGUGACACUCACAGUGCUGGGCAUGAACCUAUCCAAGGUGGAACUUGCAGAAAUCUGCGCCAAGAGUGAGCAUUACAUUGGCACUGAAGGAGGAGGGAUGGACCAGUCCAUAUCAUUUCUUGCAGAAGAAGGAACUGCCAAGUUGAUAGAAUUUAGUCCUCUGAGGGCAACUGAUGUGAAACUCCCAAGUGGAGCAGUGUUUGUGAUUGCCAACAGUUGUGUGGAAAUGAAUAAAGCAGCAACUUCUCAUUUCAAUAUCAGGGUGAUGGAGUGUCGGCUGGCUGCAAAGCUCCUAGCUAAGCACAAAUGCUUGCCAUGGGAGGAAGUAUUGCGGCUGGAGGAGGUGCAGGCCAAGCUGGGGGUCAGUCUGGAAGAAAUGUUGUUGAUCACAGAAGAUGCCCUUCACUCUGAACCCUAUAGCCCUGAGGAGAUCUGCAGGUGUCUGGGAAUUAGCCUGCAGGAACUCAAGACCCAAAUCCUGAGUCCAAACACUCAAGACGUGCUCAGCUUCAAACUCUACCAGCGGGCAAAGCACGUGUAUAGCGAGGCUGCGAGAGUGCUCCAGUUUAAGAAGAUAUGUGAAGAAGCACCUGACAACACGGUCCAGCUGCUGGGGGAGUUAAUGAACCAGAGCCACGUGAGCUGCCGGGACAUGUACGAGUGUAGCUGCCCUGAGCUGGACCAGCUGGUGGACAUCUGUCGGAAAUUUGGGGCUCAAGGAUCACGACUUACUGGAGCAGGCUGGGGAGGCUGCACAGUAUCGAUAGUACCUGCUGACAAGCUGUCCAGCUUCCUAGCAAAUGUGCACGAAGCUUAUUACCAGAGGAGCAAUCGAAGCUUAGUGCCUGAGAAGCAGAGUUUGUUUGCUACCAAACCUGGAGGUGGAGCUUUGGUUUUCCUUGAGGCCUAAACAAACAAUGUAAAAAAUCUCCAAGAAACUAUUUAGAGCAUUUAGGAACUGGCAGGACUUCUAUGCCACAGCAAAUUAAUCCUCUUUCUGUUUUGUAUUAUGAUGAACGGUUGCUAUUAUCAAGAUGUAUUUCCAAAGAAAUGGUUGAAAGCUCCCUAUGCUUCAUAAUGAUUAUUUUUCCAUCUUAAAAUAUGUUUUCUACUAAUAAGAGCCAAAAUUAUGCUUGGACAGAUCUCUUAAGAUAAUUUACUGGAUUUAUUGAUUUCAAGAUUUUUAAAAACAAAUGGGAAAAGACCAUCAAUACUGACCUCAUGGAUUGUACUUGAACUAAACAUACAUUCUUAAGUACAGUUUAUUUCUGGUUUCUCUUGGCAUUCUUCUUCCUCAAGGUUGAAGUCUGCUGUUGUUGUUGAUGAUGAUGAUGAUGAUGAUGAUAGUGAUGCCAGAAAUUUUCUCUCAGUUUGGGCUUCAGAACGCUAUUAAAAUAAUACGUUAUUAAGGAUUCACAGAUUUUCCUGGAUAUUGUAUACUUGAAAGUGAGAUUCUCCCAGUUAUCAAGAUGAGGAGGAUCACUUAAAUUUUUUUUUUUUUUCAAAAGAUGAUGGAUUUAGGAAGAAAAUCCCAGGCUCAUUUAAUUUUUUUUUAACCCUGUGAUAUCAUAUAAACAGUCACUUUCAAUUCUUUUGGCCCUGAGCUUUCUCUGUCAU
This is a messenger RNA of Eubalaena glacialis (North Atlantic right whale), 2457 nucleotides long. RefSeq names its product galactokinase 2 (gene GALK2). The record is from RefSeq and is a predicted model, not a curated record. The coding region runs from base 383 to 1750 and encodes 455 amino acids. Gene Ontology annotation, cellular component: cytosol; cytoplasm. Gene Ontology annotation, molecular function: galactokinase activity; ATP binding. The transcript is spliced from 12 exons. Lineage: Eukaryota; Metazoa; Chordata; Mammalia; Artiodactyla; Balaenidae. Gene Ontology annotation, biological process: galactose metabolic process; carbohydrate phosphorylation.